Messenger RNA from Leptomonas pyrrhocoris, 1238 nucleotides. RefSeq lists its product as hypothetical. The transcript has a single exon. Bases 144 to 1238 code for a protein of 364 amino acids. Lineage: Eukaryota; Euglenozoa; Kinetoplastea; Trypanosomatida; Trypanosomatidae. The record is from RefSeq and is a predicted model, not a curated record.
GCUGGCGCCAUUUUGGGGGGGGCGCGUCGUCUGCGAAAGGCCGUCUCUCCGCAGUACAAGAUUCCAAAACAAACAAAAAACUAUUUUAUUUGCUGCCUUGUUCGUGUACCGACAGCAGCGUAGAGCGAAAGGAGAGCGCUGAAAUGGGUCAAGACGGCUCCACACCAGUGAGGACCCCUCGCACAGAUCGCCCGGCGCGGCGCACCCGUCUCUCAAAGCAGGCAUCACCGGACUCACAAGCCCAAGGCAGCCCAUCCGCGCUCGAAGCGCACGAGGAGGAACACGCUGGCAAGCCCACGCUGAAGGAGCAGUGGCAGGCGAAGCGGGAGGCGAACGCGUUGACGCGCGAGGCUAAUGCAGCAGAGCGAAGGCGCAAGAAGGAAGCGCUGCACGCCGCCCUCGUCGCUCAGCAAAAGCAGGAGGAGAAGGACAAGAAAACGAGUAGCGGCGGCGGCGACGGCGAUGUGGAAGAAGACGAGGAAGAGCUGCGCCUUCGCCAAGCCUCUGCGGAGGCGGAGGCAGCCCUCACCCAGGCUCAAGUCAGCGCCCAGCUCGCCGUCUUCCAGGCCUUCAUGCAGAACAACCCAGAUGUAGAGGAGGAGCUCGAUAACUACGAUGGCAACCCAUCCUCCCUGUUCGAUCGCGGCGUCGCGUCGUGCGCGGCACGUAAAACGACAAACGAUCGGCAACACGGCGGCGGCGGCAACAAGACAAUGAACGCCGGCGACGACGAUGACGAGGACGAGAUCCCUGGAGAAGUGUCCGUGCACAGCUCGGACUACGAAGACGCGGAGCUGCUGCAAGGGCUGAAUGACUUAGAUGAAGAACUCGAAGCGGAAUUCCAGCAGCAGAUUGAGUCUCUGCAGGCGCAGGUGGCGCAGCACAAGCAGGCGUCACUUGUGUGCCUACGCGAGCGCAACGACAAGGCGGCGGCGCUACAGGAACUUCAACAAGCGAAGGUAGUGGAGGGACAGAUCAAGCAGCUGCUCGACAGCCACGCCGAGCCGUUCCGCGUUCAGAUGCAGAAGCAAGAAAAGAAAGUGGCGGAGCUGGAGGCGUUGGUGGCGGCGCGCAAGCAGGACUCCCUGGCAGCCCUACGCGCAGGUGAUAAGCCAACGGCGCUGGAGAAGCUGAAGGAGUCGAAGGGCUUCCAGAGUCAGCUGGAGGACGCGAAGGCGAAACUCACGGCUUUAGCGGAGGAACAAAAGAAACAGCUUCGUAGCACCGGGGAGAGCUGA